Diorhabda carinulata is the source of this 591-nucleotide messenger RNA. RefSeq lists its product as uncharacterized. Bases 105 to 518 code for a protein of 137 amino acids. The record is from RefSeq and is a predicted model, not a curated record. The transcript is spliced from 3 exons. NCBI's taxonomy places the organism in Eukaryota, Metazoa, Arthropoda, Insecta, Coleoptera, Chrysomelidae.
CUUUAAUUGACAUAUGUCAAAUUAACUAACGUUAUUAAAAAUCGAUUUACAAAAUUUUAGUACUAAAAUAAUAUAUUCAUCUAGUUUGAAUUAAUAAACUGACCAUGGGUGAACAAAAUUGGACAAAAAUCGUAAUUCCAAGCGGUACAGUAGAUUCCUCACAAAACGCAAUAAUCGAAAUACCGGUUAAUUUGAAAGGUUCACAUAUCGUUAUAGCUAAAAAUAGAGUUUCAGAUGACGGCGAGUCUCAAGGUGAUGAAGUCGAAUUAGAAGUGAUAUCGGACAAAGAAAAAGAAAUGAUAGAAUCGAUUCAGAAUUACGAAGACGAAAGAAAACGAUUAGUGAUAGCGCCUGUUCGUCAGAAAUAUAGAUUAGUUGAUCAGAUGGAAUACGUAGAAACCGGUGUAUUGCGUAAAGAUAUAACUGAUUUUCAAGAAGCUAGAAGAAAAUUAGUUUUCGAUGUCCAUAGUAUUAUUUCUACACUGCCUGACAUAAACAAAGUUAUAAGCAGAAGAUAACUAAUCGGAAACUGGAUGUCUAUUUCACGAAAAAUUGCGUAACAAAAUAAAAAAUAAAUCCUAAUCGUCUCAA